AGCUAAGCUGUCAAGCAAGCAAAUCGCCAACCGCUUCGCGUCGUGUCCUUGUAAAAAUCGCUGUUUCUGGUGGCUUCUCUUAAACAUCAUCUCGCUUUUAUUUUUGUUCUCUUUAAUUGUUUACAUUUUCUUCCUCGCUUUUCUCGUCAUCCAAACACCAAACUUUUCACAGAAUGGGAAAUUCAGCAAGCAAUAGCCGUAGGUAUCAUCACCACCGACCAGCAGCUGCGCCGCAGGCCCCAGUCACAACUAGCCAAUACGCAUUUGCGGCCCCAUCUCAGUAUCCAAAUCCUAAUAUUCCUUACCAUUAUCAUCAGUAUCCUCCUGGAUAUUACCCGCCUCCGCAUGUGCCGUUUGGUCCGGUUCCUCAUAAUUUCCAUCGUUAUCCUUGUGGUGUUGCUCCGCCGAUGGUUUCGCCUCCCGUUGAGUAUCAAAAGGCGGUUACAAUUAGGAAUGAUGUGAAUAUAAGGAAAGAUAGCAUUAGGGUUGAGGAGGACGAUGAGAAUCCCGGAAAGUUUCUCGUCGCGUUCACUUUUGAUGCCACUGCCCCUGGAAGCAUUACAAUUGGGUUUUUGGCUAAAGAAGGUGCAAACUGUGACGUGAUAGCAACAAAACCUGUGAAGGUAUCGUUUGAGCAAGGUCUUGAUCAGAAGUUUAGACAACCUUCUGGAACAGGGAUUGAUUUCUCAAUGGUUGAGGAUGCAGAGUUAAAGAAGGAGGGUGCUGAAGGGGUUUAUCCUCUUAUGGUGAAGGCUGAGGUGUGCCCAUCAAAUAAUGAUGAAUUGGAAGCUAAUUCAUCUGGAAAUUCACAGAUCACGUUGGCUGUGUUUGAUAAGAAAAUGAAUGAUAAGUACAUUGUCCGGGUUAUGAAACAGAUCCUAUGGGUGAAUAGCACGAGAUAUGAGUUGCAGGAGAUUUAUGGGAUUGGGAACUCUUUGGAAGUUGAAUCUGAUGAGAAUGAUUCUGGAAAAGAAUGUGUCAUCUGCUUUUCGGAACCACGAGAUACUACUGUCCUCCCAUGCCGACAUAUGUGUAUGUGCGGUACAUGUGCCAAGGUUUUGCGAUUGCAAACAGAUCGAUGCCCCAUCUGCAGGCAACCAGUUGAGCGCCUCCUGGAAAUUAAGGUGAAGGAGGGAAGUGAUGAAUGAAGAUUAUCUACUGGCAAGGGUUUCUGGUUACUUGAGAAUUUCUUUAAUUUCUCUCUUUCAUGUCUUCACUUCAGAAAUGGAAGAUGUGGUAUGAAGAUUUUAUUUCCUUAUCUCGCCCUAAUGCAAUUCUUUAUGAUCAGAAUUGCAUCGUAAAUAGUGUAGUCAGUGGCUUCUUAUAUAUACACAAAUAUAUUCCUAUUUUAUAAGUUGUUCUUCAGCUACAGAACAUUACCUUGUUGGUUGUUUGCUGAUCAAAAGUUAUCAUGCAAAUAAAUAGUUUCUACCAAGAAAUUAUGGUUGA
Molecule: messenger RNA, 1449 nt
Organism: Hevea brasiliensis (rubber tree)
Lineage: Eukaryota; Viridiplantae; Streptophyta; Magnoliopsida; Malpighiales; Euphorbiaceae
Product: probable E3 ubiquitin-protein ligase LOG2
Exons: 3
Coding region: 174-1148 (324 amino acids)
Biological process (GO): protein ubiquitination
Molecular function (GO): ubiquitin protein ligase activity
Source: RefSeq, a predicted model, not a curated record